Molecule: messenger RNA, 1026 nt
Organism: Eurypyga helias (sunbittern)
Lineage: Eukaryota; Metazoa; Chordata; Aves; Eurypygiformes; Eurypygidae
Gene: SLC30A7
Product: solute carrier family 30 (zinc transporter), member 7
Exons: 9
Coding region: 1-1026 (341 amino acids)
Biological process (GO): intracellular zinc ion homeostasis; transmembrane transport; zinc ion transport
Cellular component (GO): membrane; Golgi apparatus
Molecular function (GO): zinc ion transmembrane transporter activity
Source: RefSeq, a predicted model, not a curated record
AUGCUGUUUUUUCACACUCGGUGUGUUGCAUAUGGAACAUCAUUUUUUUUCCUGUUCUUUUCCAGUUUAGGUCUCAUAUCAGAUUCUUUUCAUAUGUUUUUUGACUGUACUGCCCUGUUGGCUGGGUUAGCAGCUUCAGUUAUUUCCAAAUGGAGAUCCAACGAUGCUUUCUCAUAUGGGUACGUUCGAGCAGAAGUACUUGCUGGGUUUGUAAAUGGUUUAUUCCUCAUCUUCACAGCAUUCUUCAUUUUUUCUGAAGGUGUUGAGAGAGCACUCGAACCCCCUGACGUGCAUCAUGAGAGACUCCUUCCUGUUUCUAUCCUAGGAUUCAUCGUAAACCUUAUAGGAAUAUUUGUUUUCCAGCACGGCGGUCACGGGCACUCGCAUGGCUCUGGGCAUGAACACAGCCAUUCCCUGUUCAACGGUGGUCUGGGCCACGGUCACAGCCACGGGGGCCACGGUCACAGCCAUGAACACAAGCAUGGCCAUGGACACACUCACGGCCACGGCCCUGGCCAUGGCCACUCUCAUGGGCAGGAUUACUGUCAUGAUGACCAUUCUCUCGACGGGAUGGCUGGAUCCAGCAAACAGAUUCUGCAAGGUGUGUUUCUGCACAUCGUCGCAGACACGCUGGGAAGCAUCGGUGUCAUCGUGUCUGCUGUACUGAUGCAGAACUAUGGGCUAAUGAUAGCAGACCCCAUUUGCUCCAUGCUGAUAGCUUUGCUCAUAGGUGUAAGCAUUGUUCCACUUCUGAAAGAAUCCAUUGGAAUUUUGAUGCAGCGAACUCCUCCUUCCCUGGAAAACGCCCUGCCUCAGUGCUACCAGAGGGUGCAGCAGUUGCAAGGAGUUUACAGUUUACAUGACCCCCAUUUCUGGACCCUUUGCACGGAUGUUUACAUAGGGACUCUGAAAUUGCUGGUAGCUCCGGAUGCCGACGGAAGGUGGAUUCUGAGCCAGACUCACAACAUAUUCACUCAGGCCGGGGUCAGACAGCUUUACGUACAGAUCGACGUUGCAGCCAUGUAG